Rotaria sp. Silwood2 is the source of this 1692-nucleotide messenger RNA. The record is from the annotation of a GenBank genome assembly. NCBI's taxonomy places the organism in Eukaryota, Metazoa, Rotifera, Eurotatoria, Philodinida, Philodinidae.
AUGUUGUCAUUUUUAUUUAUUUUUCUUUGUAACAUAUGUCUAAGUCAAGCAGCUAUUCUUCAAUGUGAUUAUGAAACAUUCUGUAAUGAUUUUGUUAGUGAUGACAACUGGGGUUUGACAGAUGGUCUUCAUCCUAGACCUAUCGAUCAUGAUCAUACGCAAAACACAAGUACUGGUCAUUAUCUUUUCUACUAUCGACAAAGUUCUCCAUAUUUUCAAAUGGCUGAAAUAAAAACAGUUGAGUGGUUGCAACCUUCAACUGAUCGAGCUGUACGCUUUCGAAUGUGGUAUUAUACUCCUCGUUAUUAUUUUCCAUUCAAUAUUCAAUUUGUACAAGGUGAUGAUGAACAAUUAAUACGCAUUGCAGCUGUAAUUACAGCAUUUGAUGAUAUUUCUGUCGAUUAUUGUGAUGAACCACAUCCUGUACCUCCGAAAGUUUUAUAUGAAUGUGAUUUUGAAUCUUCUUGUUCAAAUGAUUUCUUUUCAUUACCGACAUAUCCAUAUCAAUGGUCAAUCUUAACAGCAUAUGAUGCUAUUAAAAUUGAGCAUGAAGCUCCAUCCGUUGAUUAUACAUUUGGUAAUAAAUCAGGACAUUAUUCAUUAUUACCUAAUUCUAAAAUAAUUGAACGGGGCAAUGUUGGUUAUCUUCAUUUACAAAAAGAAUUUCGAAUUACUUCUAAAGAAUCUUAUUGUUUAAAUUUUCAAUAUUAUAGUUACGGACCAUUUUAUAUAAGUCAUUUAAACGUGUAUUUAUGGAACUUAGAUCAAUCUGAAACAGUUCAAAUAUUGUGGCCAAAACAAAGCUCUAUGAAAUACUCGACAUGGGGUAUUAUCAAUCUACCAAUUGGUUAUUAUUCACUUCUCUUUCGUGUGGAUAGUGCAGAUAUUGGUCCACGUUCAUUUGCUCUUGAUAAUAUUUCUAUUAUUUCAUGUGAUUAUCCUUCAACUGAGCUUAGUCCGUACAACUCUCUACUUUCUUUCUCGUGUAAUUUUGAUAAUUUGACCAUGUGUGAUAUGACUAAUGAAGAUAGAUUUUCUUCACCGACAUUUAAUUUUACCGUGUUUACGGGUGAUACAAUACCUAAUCCAGAACUUGGUCCAACUCGAGAUCAUACCACUAAUUCAUCAUCAGGUGGCUUUCUAUAUUGGAAUCGAACAUUACCAUAUGCUGCAUUAGAUUUUGGCAAGAUAUAUCCAUUGAAAACAAUUGAACAAAAUUUUGGUAUGUGUGUGAAAUUUGCUUAUUAUGUCAAAUCAUUAGCAGUUAACAAGAAUGGAACUGAUCUAUAUUUGAGUCCUGGUGGAUGUUAUGCUACUGUAUUAUGGUAUAUAACAUUAGAUGAUAGUCAAGGUUGGCAGACAGUUAUUGCACCUGUAUCAAAAGAUGCUUGUGCAGAGACAUUUUAUUUUACUGUCAAUCAACAUGAAUCAGUACCAGUGUCUGUUGCAUUCGAUGAUAUUGAAAUUGAUCAAUGUAGUUCUCUUAUUCCAACUACUACUACAAGUACAUCAACAACAACUACAACUUCUCAAAUCAAAACAACUACUACUAGUAGUAGUUCUACAAUAUCAAAACAACGAUUAGUAGUAGUAGUUCGACAAUCUCAACAACAUCCAUACCCACAUCCACUCUUACUACUACAACUCGAAAUAAUUCUCAUCGAUGUUUUUCUUUCGAUAGAUACAGUUUAA